Messenger RNA from Phycomyces blakesleeanus NRRL 1555(-), 975 nucleotides. RefSeq lists its product as hypothetical. Lineage: Eukaryota; Fungi; Mucoromycota; Mucoromycetes; Mucorales; Phycomycetaceae. Gene Ontology annotation, biological process: spliceosomal complex disassembly. The coding region runs from base 1 to 975 and encodes 324 amino acids. The transcript has 5 exons. The record is from RefSeq and is a predicted model, not a curated record. Gene Ontology annotation, cellular component: spliceosomal complex. Gene Ontology annotation, molecular function: RNA binding.
AUGGCCGCAAAAGGCAUCGAUGCAGAAGUAGAUUACUAUGAUUUGCUUGGGAUUCAGAUUACCUCGACUGAAAAAGAGAUUACAAAAGCAUAUCGUGUAAAAGCACUAGCAGUUCAUCCUGAUAAGAAUCCUAGUCCAGAUGCAGGCAUGUCCCCUUACAUCGAGGCGUAUGAGGUCCUAAAAGACGUGCAGGCCAAGGCAGCAUAUGACAAGCUGUACAGAGCUCGUCUCGAUCGUAAAAAGAAACAGAUGGAGAUGGAUUCCAAACGACGAAAGGCACAGGAAGAACUCGAGAGUCGUGAGAAUGCAGCCAAGCGUACCAAGACAGAUCUUUCGGAAGCAGAGGCGCAGUACAAAAAAGAGCUGGCCCGUUUAAGAGAAGAGGGCGCGAAACGUCGUCAAGAAGACUGGAAGACAGAAGAAGUUGUGCCAGAGAUGCCCGAGACAACUGAAUUGGACUGUGCACUCAAGAUCAAAUGGAAGCGGAAAAAGCAUGCCUUUACGGAAGAAAGCAUUAAAGAGCUAUUGAAUACAAUUGGAAAAGUAGACACGAUUGCAUUUUCAGAAAAGAAGAAAGGAAGUGCACUCGUGGUUUUCAAGACUGUUGUUGAUGCUCAUGCGAUCAUGACAAACAAAGAUACCAAUCAGUCUCUGGCUUUGUUCGAGUCAAUUGAUUGGGCUACUGGAAAAGAGCCUGCUAUUGUGGGUAGAUUGAAUGCUGAUUAUCAGAAACAGCAAGCUGCCAGACAGGCCCACUAUGCAAAUGACACACGCCAGACAAUUCCUACCGGAAAGCCCUUGUUUUCAGCUGGUUCACAAAGUUCGUUUUUCCGUAAUAUAUCCGCUUCUGCUAUCAAGUUGUCUUCCAAUGGUCCCAAAUUGUCUGAUAAAGACUAUGAAACAAUUACACUAAUGCAAUUGAGAAAUUCAGAGAGGGAAAAAACGCUGCGAAAACUAAAGGAAGGAGGGCAGUAA